AUGGAUAUGGGUUCAAGCUCUUCAUCGUCUUCCGGGGCAUCAUGCAAAAUUUCUAUGCUGUGGAACUGGUAUACCGUGGAUGCUUGUUUCCUUUCGAAACAGUGGCACAUCAGGACUGUUGGUGCCUACGUUGGCAGUCUUAUCGCCAUCUUCACUUGGGUCGUUGUCCUUGAAGCCUUCCGCCGUCUCUCCAGGGAGUACGAUCGUAGGAUCAUGAUGGAAUGGAAUAGCUCUCGAGCUGAUGUUGAAACGAACACACACGACAGUGUUAAAGGAUUGAAGGGACUCGGUGGUAUCACGCGCUUUGGCAAUAGUAAUGGAGAAUUCCAACCAACUCACACCCAACAACUGAUUCGCAGUAUCUUCCACACGGUUCAAUUUGGCGCUGGAUAUCUGCUCAUGUUAUUGGCUAUGUACUACAACGGUGGUAUUAUCUUCGUUAUAUUUGUCUCUACAUUCGUAGGAUAUUUCAUCUCUGGUCGUGAUAUGGGUGCUGGAGGCUCUCAAAGUGAAGGGGGCAAGGAAUGUUGCUAG
Messenger RNA from Desarmillaria tabescens, 534 nucleotides. Its product is annotated as Ctr copper transporter. Gene Ontology annotation, biological process: copper ion transmembrane transport. NCBI's taxonomy places the organism in Eukaryota, Fungi, Basidiomycota, Agaricomycetes, Agaricales, Physalacriaceae. The transcript is spliced from 4 exons. The coding region runs from base 1 to 534 and encodes 177 amino acids. The record is from RefSeq and is a predicted model, not a curated record. Gene Ontology annotation, cellular component: plasma membrane. Gene Ontology annotation, molecular function: copper ion transmembrane transporter activity.